CGCAAAGUGCAAGUCUUUAGUAGAGUCUCCAGACUCUAGAGAGAGAGAGAGAGAGAGAGAAAGAGAGGCGAAGGCAUGACACCGGCGGCCUCACCGGAUUACGAGUUCAAAUGGGGACCAUCUCCCGCUAAAAUCCAUCAGCCACCGGCUAGGCUUACCGUCAACUUCAGCCCGUCUCUAACUGCGAUGGUGGUCGUGGUCGCCACCGCAUUCCUAGUGGUCACCUAUUUCCGCCUCAUCUACCGCCACCUCCUCAACCCAAUCAUUGACCACUUCCGGUGGUGGCGUGGCCGGUGGAGACACUGGCGCCACCGUCGUUCCUAUGACCCUUCCACCACCGACAUCGAAUCAAUCCCAUCGAACGCCAUAUUCGAGUCUGCCACCACCCCCGCCUAUCACUUCCUUUCCCCUGCUCACGGCCUCGACGAGAUUGUCAUCAAAACUAUCCCUCUCUCUGUCUACACCACCAAGAAAUGGUCCAACGAUGCCGCUCGUGAUUGCGCCGUUUGUCUACUGGAUUUCCAAGAUAACGACUACAUCCGUACUCUCCCCGUCUGCGCCCAUGCUUUUCAUGUCGAUUGCAUCGACAAGUGGCUCAGGUCCCACGCCAAUUGCCCUCUCUGCAGAGCCGGAAUUUUCCAACCCGAAUCUCCGUUUGUUCCAAUGAUGGCAGCCAGAAUCCGCCCAAACCUUGAAGAUCGGGUCUCACAGACCAUAUUCCUCGAGCACGUAAGUGGAGCGGCUCACGAAUCCGAAAUCGCCCCCUACGUUGAAGAGGCAUCAGCAUCAGCAUCAGCAUCAGCAUCAGCAUCAGCAUCAUUGGUAUCACCGAGAAGAAACGAGAACCAUGACAGGUAUACCUGCAACUAUAACGGAGGUCAUGAUUUCCUGUUGAAGCGAUCGUACUCGUUCGGGUUCGAGAGUAACUUCGCAGUGGAUCGGUUCAUGUUGGAGCCAGCGACGGCUACGCCGUGCGGGUAUCGAAGGGCGAGCUUCUGGAGAAAAUCUAGGGUUUUCUCGUUCAGGCACUACAGGGGAAUGAAGUCUCCCUUCUUCCGACGAAGAUCGGGGUUCUAUCCAUUGUCUGAGUCGAGCUUAAGAUUCUCCGGCGGAGGGUAUUCGAGACGGAGCAAGUCGUCGGUGAGCCCGAUGUUCAUGAGGACAUCGAUUGGGGUGGGGUUAUCGUCGAGUAGGAUUAGAUGUGGAGAUCCAGAGGCGUUGCUCUCGCCGGAGAGAUUGAACAAACGGUGGUAAUUAGAUCAGCCAAAUGGAUGUGUUCGCCGGAGAAUCGACGGUUGGGACUUCGAGCGAAGGGUACAUAGAGAUAGACAUAGAGAGAGAGACUUAUCAAAAAAAAGAAAAAAGAAAAAAAGAUGAUAUAGAGGUAUGAGAGAGAGAGAGAGAGAGAGAGAGAGAGAGAGAGAGAGACUAUGUACAAGAUUCCUAAAUAUACAAAUAAAUUCCCCAUUUCAAUUCUCAAGCAAUCAGAUAAGUCUUC
Macadamia integrifolia is the source of this 1498-nucleotide messenger RNA. Its product is annotated as RING-H2 finger protein ATL65-like. NCBI's taxonomy places the organism in Eukaryota, Viridiplantae, Streptophyta, Magnoliopsida, Proteales, Proteaceae. The record is from RefSeq and is a predicted model, not a curated record. Bases 76 to 1254 code for a protein of 392 amino acids. The transcript has a single exon. Gene Ontology annotation, biological process: protein ubiquitination. Gene Ontology annotation, molecular function: transferase activity.